UGCCAACAUGCUUGAACCACACCGUCUCUGGGCCACAAGGUAGCAAGUCAUAUUUCUAUUAGAAACAAAAGGAGAUAGGACAAAGAACAUCGUUGGCACAGCGGGACAGCAUUAGAAGACAUGGAGGAUGCAAAACCUCAAUACACAUGCCAUCUGGAACGCAAGGUUCAGCAGAAGAAGGGACCAUUAAAGGUCAUUAGGACCAAACUGCGCCAUCAACUGUCUUGUUCGUUGCCCAAAGUGAAAAGCACAUUAAUAAACUUCUUCCCUGUCGUGCGCUGGCUGCCAAAAUACAAGAUAAAGGAAUAUGUGUGGGGUGACGUGAUGUCCGGGCUCAUAGUGGGAAUUAUUUUAGUGCCUCAAGCCAUCGCUUACUGUCUCCUUGCAGGCUUAGAGCCAGUUUACGGUUUGUACACAUCCUUUUUUGCCAAUAUGAUCUACUUCUUCUUGGGCACAUCAAGGCAUGUAUCUGUUGGUAUCUUCAGCCUCAUGAGUUUAAUGGUAGGACAGGUUGUGGACAGAGAAGUCUAUUUAGCAGGAUUUGAUUUGAGUGAUGACAGUAAGCAAAGCUCCUUGGGUGCUGGAUGGAACGGCACUGAAGACCACCAGGAUACUGCGGUCAACCUCACCAUGGGGGCCUUCAGCAUGGAGUGUGGAAAGGAGUGCUAUGCUAUCAGCAUUGCAACAGUUUUAACAUUCCUUGCUGGACUUUACCAGGUCCUGAUGGCUGUUUUCAGGCUUGGGUUUGUUUCAGUUUACCUCUCUGCUCCAAUGCUGGAUGGCUUCGCCACUGGUGCCUCAUGCACCAUCCUGACAGUCCAAGUGAAGUAUCUGGUGGGCCUGAAAAUCCCUCGUCACCACGGUUAUGGAACCGUUGUUGUGACUUGGAUCAACAUUUUCAAGAACAUACUUAUGACCAACGUUUGCGAUGUCAUUACAAGUGCAAUUUGUAUCACUGUCCUAGUAGUGGGCAAAGAGCUCCAGGAUCGGUAUAAGGACCGUCUGAAGAUACCUCUGCCUACAGAACUAGUAGUAGUGGCCUUAGCAACAGUGGUUUCCCACCUUGCUGAUCUCAACGGUCAGUACAACUCAAGCAUCUCAGGUGCCAUUCCGACUGGUUUCAUUCCCCCAAAGGUUCCGAAUUUCGAACUAUUACCAAGAGUAGCAAUUGAUGCCAUACCUUUGGCUGUGAUCAGUUUUGCCUUCACGGUCUCCUUGUCAGAGAUGUUUGCAAAAAAGAAUGGCUACACGGUCAGACCAAACCAGGAGAUGCUGGCAAUUGGUUUUUGUAACAUCAUCCCAUCAUUUUUCCACUGUUUCACCACAAGUGCUGCACUUGCCAAGACAAUGGUGAAAGACUCGACAGGUUGCCGAACGCAAGUUUCUAGCGUGGUGAGCGCUUUAGUUGUGCUCUUGGUCCUUUUGUUUUUAGCACCGUUCUUCUACUCCCUGCAGAAGUGUGUCCUUGCCUGCAUCAUUAUUGUCAGUCUGAGAGGCGCCCUGCGGAAAUUCAAAGACUUUCCCAGGCUUUGGCGCCUCAGCAAGAUUGAUGCGGUUGUCUGGAUGGUGACCAUGUGUUCAAGUGCUUUGAUCAGCGUAGAGAUCGGGCUGUUGAUUGGAGUAGUCUUCUCCAUGAUAUGUGUCGUGGCGCAAACCCAACAUCCCAAGGCUUCACUACUGGGCCAAAUCGAGAAUACUAAUCACUAUGAGGACAUGGACGACUAUGACAACCUUGUGAUCAUUCCAAGAGUAAAGAUUUUUCGCUUUCAGGCUCCACUUUACUAUGCAAACAAGGACUUUUUCUUAAAGUCUUUAUUCAAAGCAGUUGGACUCGAGCCAGUCCUUGAAAAAAGCAGGAGAAGAAAAAUAGAGAAAAGAGCUAAAAUGAGAACUGCAAAGCAGACUGAUAAAGGAAAUGGUGAUGUUAGUUUAAGGCUACUUCCAAGCGAAGUGGAUUUCCACACCAUAAUCCUUGACUGUUCUUCUGUCCCUUUCAUUGACACUACAGGUAUUAACACCUUGAAAGGCCUGAUAAAAGAGUACAAAGAAGUUGGUGUGAAUGUGAUCCUGGCAUGUUGCAACACAACAGUCAUAGAUUCCUUGAGACGAGGUUCUUUCUUCGGGUCUGAUGAUAAAGAAAUGCAUACACGGUCAUUCCACAACCUUCCUAGUGCAGUUUCUUUUGCCACAAGCGACAGUGCAGAAUCAGUUAACACUACAUCUGUGUAAGGGGAGUGCAACCUGAUUUAAUGUAUAUAUAUAUAUAUAUAUAUAUAUAUAUAUAUAUAUAUAUAUAUAUAUAUAUAUAUACCUACACACAAAUACACACCAAUAGACUACUAUUGUUGUUGUUUUUUUUAGAAAAGAAAAUGUUUUUGUACAUCAUAAAUAAUUAAAGGAGAUUGCUAUCUGACAGCAUUAAUAGUCCAAUUGUAAACUUAUCCUUAUCUACAAAUUUUUACUGAGUUUUUAUUUUUUAAUUUUCUCUUACUGUAAGCGAUGAUGCUAUUGUUACUGUAUGUACUCAUGCCACGUUCACAUCAUGUGGGAGACUGGUAAAAUGUCCCAUUGUUCUGACUUGAGAGCAUUCGUGCAUUGCCAAUUUGUUUACUCAGUGUAGUUUUUUAUUAUUAUUAUUAUCUAACAUUAGAUAACAUUCGCAUACGAUUGUGUUCAUGUUAAAUAAGUGAACAUCUUCCUACAGUUUAAUAGCCCAAAAGAGGCUGGUGCAAUUUACUGGCUGUAAUUCAUAAUGACAUUAAAUUAAAAUAAAAAAAUGUAAUUCCUUAUUUCAUUGGAUGUGUGGCAUGAUUAUGCAGUCCAUUGCCUCACUACUGGUUUGGGAAAGCUCCCCAAGCUUGGAAUUGCUACUCACAUUAACAGCUGUCAUUAAAGGUUCUCAGUAGGAAAUUGGGAAUUACAGUUUUUCUCAUAUGAUGUGAAUGCAGCAUUAACCAGCUCUUAUGAAUGUGACUAAUGUGAACCAAUUUUUUGUAUUAAUAAAUGGUACAGACUUUUUCUUA
Messenger RNA from Ictalurus punctatus (channel catfish), 3023 nucleotides. It is a transcript of the gene slc26a1, whose product is annotated as solute carrier family 26 member 1. Gene Ontology annotation, cellular component: membrane. The record is from RefSeq and is a predicted model, not a curated record. Gene Ontology annotation, biological process: transmembrane transport. Bases 121 to 2229 code for a protein of 702 amino acids. Lineage: Eukaryota; Metazoa; Chordata; Actinopteri; Siluriformes; Ictaluridae. Gene Ontology annotation, molecular function: oxalate transmembrane transporter activity; chloride transmembrane transporter activity; bicarbonate transmembrane transporter activity. The transcript is spliced from 3 exons.